Paramuricea clavata is the source of this 948-nucleotide messenger RNA. The record is from the annotation of a GenBank genome assembly. NCBI's taxonomy places the organism in Eukaryota, Metazoa, Cnidaria, Anthozoa, Malacalcyonacea, Plexauridae.
AUGUCUCCUCAGUAUCCCCCUGCUCCACGCCAGCUUGCACCAAUGAUGCCAGUACCACCAACAUAUUUUAUGAACAGUCAGCAAUCAUCAGAUAUGAACAAUCAACAAUUAUCAUCAUGUUCACAAACUUCUGGCCAAAAUUUCUCGCAUGGAUUUCACGUAACUGAGGACACUUUUCCUGAGCGUGAUUUAAUUUCUGGAGUUAACCAGAUUUUAAGAAAUGGUAAACACUGAAAUAUUAUAUAUUGUACUUAGAAACAUAUAUAUGUAACAGCCAAUUCAAAGGUUGGCCUUUGCAAAUCUAAAUAGUAAUUUAUGGCCUUGUCAGCACAUAUUGCAUGUAUCAUUCCUAAUCUUUGUUUUUUAAUGUGUUAUUAAGACAUAUUUGAAGAUCAGCCAUUAAACGCACCAAGCUUAAAUCUAGACUUACUUGGAACUGGUAAGUGAUACGUUUUUGAUAUAUCUAAUAACUGGUAUCAUUGAUAUUUUCCUGUUCAGUUGCUUUUAUUUAAAGAUCAGCUCGUUUUAAUUACAGUAUGCGUGUGUUACAAUGAUUAUGGAUAAUAUCGGCGCUUUCCAUUUAAUGGCCUGACCGGUCAGACCCGAAUUGUUUUCUCUGUGUCAAUGUUUUUCAAAUAUCUAGCGAAAAUGGACCUUAUUCUAAUGUUAUCGAAUGAUGGAAAGCGCCCAUGUCACCUUAAUUGAAUUAUAAUUGCCUAUUUUUAUUUCAAUUUACUUCCAGGUUCGAGUUCAUGUCCAGCUUCCAUUGGUAAUGAAGCAUCAAGAUCGAGCAACCGGAGACAGGAGCAAUCGGAUGGUAAUUGUGUAUAACUACCUCGUGCUAACAUCUGCCAUUUACAAUAGAUACUAAUGUUCAUCGGCAAUCUAAUAUUGCGAGUACACCAAAAGCCCGCACAUCAGCUGGAAAGAGUACCCACAGGAGUACAG